GAUCAGCAGACGUAUAAAACAGGUGGUGUGUCAGCAGAAAGACAUCAGCUCCUUCUCCUUCAGAGCUGCUUCAUCUGUGGAGUUUGUGAGGUUCAAAGCUGAGCUCUGGUGGCAGUUGGACCUUGGACAGUUUCCCCCCAUUUGCCAGGAUGUUUGUGGAUUGCAAUAUGCGGAAGCCUGAGAAAAUGUUGUUCUGGAACUUGAUGGCUGCAGUUUUUGUAUUGGGUCAAGCAUGGCAGAAUGUGAAACUCAGUUCUCAGCCAACAGGCAGUGGUUUAAAGAUGGAUUGUGCUGCUAACCUGAUGAGGCUUUCUUUGGAUGAGGCUCUUGCAGUUGGAAACCAACUUGAAGUUGAUGCAAUCAAUGGUUCCAACCUUAUUAUGCUGACACCUGGUAAGGCUGCUCAGUGUGGCUACAGCAUGGAAUCUGACCCUUGGGGCAACACUAGAAUCUACACCUCCCUGCUGGGCUGCUAUGUGGAUAACAAGGAUGACAUGACCUUCACUGUUGGCUUGAAACUGAAAAUCUUCCACAGUCCCUCUGAUGUGCUCAGUCACGAUGUGUCCCAGACCUGCAGCUACACUCGCUGGGCUCCUAAAGAGAUCCUCUGUGAAAGGAACUACAUGGAAGUGUCCACUUACAUGGCUAUGGCUACAUCUCAAGUCAAAAGUCACGAGAAGGAUGACUCUAAUGCCCUUCCUACUGAGUCCAAUGAUGAAAGUGGAAUCUGGAAGCUCACCUUCUUCGCUCCUGAACCUGUAUCCAUGGUCCCAAAAGAAGCUGACCAAGCCGGCUACACCGCCAUGACUACCCCAACCCGCCUGGUUGUACGAAGCCCCUACAACACUGCAGAGACUUACCCUGAGGAUGUUGCUGGAGUCCCCAUGGAAGUCCUGAAAGUGAGCGUUUACCAGAAGUCCCAGCAAGGACUCAAUGUUGUCAACUUGGCAGCUGCUUGCCCUACUGGUGGUGUCCUGUUCACUGAGAACCUCAUCUCCUGGCACUUGCCUCGCCGUGUGACUCCUCUUCUGGACAGCAAAGUUAAAACUGUGGAAAUGUUCAUGGGAAUCAACGGGCUGAGGCUGGAUAAGGCUCAGAUGGCUGCAAGGAAAUACUCCCUGUCUACCACCGACUUCCAUGUUGUUGUGGAUAUCCCAAUCGGCUCACCUGAAGGCUACUAUAAGAGCCAUGCCCCAGACUUCCAGUACCACAUCACCUACUCCAUUGAGCCCAUGCUUGAGAUGCUGUGGAGAGCCGACAACACUCAAGAUGACACCCGGUACAAGGUCUUGUUCCCAAUUACGACUCCACCAAUGCCUCGCCCUCCUUUCACUGAGGAUCAUACUGUUGCACAGGAGAGGUACUUCACUGCUUAUGUGGGAACUUUCCUCCAUGAUGUGGUUCUGAGGAACAUCACUUUUCCCAAUGGCAUCUUCACGGUUGAGGAGAGCAAUGCCAGAGGUUACCUUAUCCACCAGCACCUCAUCUCAAAUGGCUCCAUUGUCUUCUCCCUUCAAGUUCCCUUUGACUCUGAGGCUGUCCUGAAGCAUAACCCUGAGCCCUUGAUGACUACUUACACCCUCUCUGUAGUCUUUGGAUUUGCCAUCCUGCCUGAGCAAGCAACAUUUUCCCACCCACUGCAACUGGAGGCAUCUGUUAAGGAUGUUGUGCUGCCCACACUCUCUGGCACCUGCGACCUGGACAAGUUUUACAUCACAGUGACAUACGGCAACCAAGGAAAUGAAUUCCGUACCCUGGUUGGAACUCGUGAUCUGACCCCUGAACUGGCUGCACUCUACCAGAUUCAACAGAACAACACACACUUCUCAAUCCAAGUGCCAUAUGCUGCUGAAGAUGUGGUCUUUGAGUCAAUUACCACUGAGUCAAUCAAAGCCAGACUCGAUGUGCUGCUGUGGGAUGCCAAAAACAACUGGGUGCUCGGUGACCUUUACUUGGCUUGCUACUUCCCCUUGAUGAUGACUAGGUGCUACCCCAACGGAACCAUCGCUGCCUUGGCUGUGAAGGUCAGCUCUGUGCCAAACCUCAUCCCCAGCUGGCUGACUCUGAAGGACCCUUCUUGCGGUCCAACCUCCAGCAACAACCGCUUUGCUCAGUUCAUCUUCAGGGCUGACUCUUGUGGCACAACUAGAACAUUCUUCAACAACUACAUGCUGUAUGAGAACGAGAUUGGCCUCUAUUACACUCGUGACAAGGCAAUGCCACGCACUUCUCCUGUUGACCCUGACUACAAGCAAACCAUCUCCUGCUACUACCUGGUUAAUGACACCCAGAGCAUCGGUUUCACUGCACAACCAAGACUCUACGAGCCCAAAGCAGAGAUCGGUUCAGGCCUGCUGGUCGUGCAGAUGAGAGUGGCAACAGAUUCUUCAUACAAGCAGUUCUACAAAGCUGAAGACUACCCAGUAGAGAAGUACCUCAGGCAGCCUCUGUUCUUUGAAGUGGAACUAGAAUCAACAGAUUCUCACUUGGAGCUCAUCUUGGAAAACUGCUGGGCUAACCUUCAAGAAGACAAAACUGCUGUCCCCAGCUGGGACAUCAUUGUUGAUGGCUGUGAGAACCCUGAGGACAGCUACACCACUAUCAUCUACCCUGUCGAGAUGGAUGCCAGAGUCUCAGUCCCAUCCCACACCAAGCGUUUCUCCAUGAAGAUGUUCGCUUUCCUCGAGGACCAGAAGGUUCUGAAGCAUGAGAUUUAUGUCCACUGCAACGUGGUGAUCUGUGACAAAACCGUCCCUGGUGAAAACAUCUGCCGAGGCCAGUGUGCUGCUAAACCCUCUGCUGGAAUUAAAUCUUCUGCUACACAAGGAAGGAAAAGGGCACAAACUCCCCCUAACCAGAAAAAGCAGAUUUCCUCUGGACCAAUUAUGUUGAAUAGUCGCUUCCAAUAAACAAAACUUCUUAAAAUA
Molecule: messenger RNA, 2927 nt
Organism: Austrofundulus limnaeus
Lineage: Eukaryota; Metazoa; Chordata; Actinopteri; Cyprinodontiformes; Rivulidae
Exons: 21
Coding region: 150-2909 (919 amino acids)
Source: RefSeq, a predicted model, not a curated record